Molecule: messenger RNA, 1527 nt
Organism: Penicillium chermesinum
Lineage: Eukaryota; Fungi; Ascomycota; Eurotiomycetes; Eurotiales; Aspergillaceae
Product: IscS subfamily cysteine desulfurase
Exons: 2
Coding region: 1-1527 (508 amino acids)
Biological process (GO): [2Fe-2S] cluster assembly
Cellular component (GO): cytosol; nucleus; mitochondrion
Molecular function (GO): pyridoxal phosphate binding; cysteine desulfurase activity
Source: RefSeq, a predicted model, not a curated record
AUGUCUGCCGCUCCCGCUGCUUGGAGACAAGCAUCUCGCGCCUACUCGCAGCGCCUAGCUUCUGGUACCUGGACAGCCCCUCGUCGCGUCCUCGCCACCGGUUCCCGGGGAGCUCGCUCUUAUGUCACUGAGACCAAGGCCGAUCAUGCGCAGGUUAACGUCGAGACUGCGAUCAAGGAGGAACAAAAAUCCUUCAUGAAGCAGACAGGCGUUGCUCCUGGAAAUGUCAACCUUCCUAGCGCUGGCACCUCCGCCGACGCCAGCCUGAGCCCUUCUGCGGGCAUCCUCAAGCAGGCCACCGUGAUGGACCAGGGCACCCGUCCUAUUUACCUCGAUAUGCAAGCCACUACCCCUCUCGACCCCCGUGUUCUCGACGCUAUGCUCCCGUAUCUUACCGGCAUCUACGGAAACCCGCAUUCGCGAACCCACGCUUACGGGUGGGAGUCGGAGAAGGCCGUCGAGCAGGCCCGUGAGCACAUCGCCAACCUGAUUGGUGCUGAUCCCAAGGAGAUUAUCUUCACUAGCGGUGCAACUGAGAGUAAUAAUAUGAGUCUGAAGGGUGUGGCGCGGUUCUUCGGCCGCUCCGGAAAGAAGAAGCAUAUCAUCACUUCCCAGACCGAGCACAAGUGCGUCCUGGACAGCUGUCGCCAUCUGCAGGAUGAAGGUUUCGAAGUCACAUAUCUGCCCGUCCAGUCGAACGGACUGAUCAAGAUGGAAGACUUGGAGGCAGCGAUGCGCCCGGAGACCGCCAUUGUCAGUAUCAUGGCCGUGAACAAUGAGAUCGGUGUCAUUCAGCCCUUGGAGGAGAUUGGUCGGCUGUGCCGCUCUAAGAAAGUCUUCUUCCACACCGAUGGGGCCCAGGCUGUCGGCAAGAUCCCGCUCGAUGUCAACAAGGCCAACAUUGAUUUAAUGUCGAUUUCCAGCCAUAAGAUCUAUGGUCCCAAGGGUAUCGGUGCUUGCUUUGUUCGUCGUCGCCCUCGUGUCCGUCUGGACCCUCUCAUCAGUGGUGGUGGACAGGAGCGUGGUCUGCGCAGUGGAACCCUUGCUCCUCAUUUAGUUGUUGGUUUCGGUGAGGCAUGCCGCCUUGCCGCGCAAGACAUGGAGUACGACACCAAGCACAUCGAGCGUCUUUCGAAGCGUCUCUCAGAGGGUCUGCUCGCCAUGGAACACACCUCUCUUAAUGGUGAUCCCGAGCACCACUACCCUGGCUGUGUGAACAUCUCUUUUGCCUACGUUGAGGGUGAAUCUCUUUUGAUGGCUCUCAAGGACAUUGCCCUCUCAUCAGGCAGUGCUUGUACUUCUGCUUCCCUGGAGCCCAGCUAUGUUCUCCGCGCCCUGGGCAGCAGUGACGAGAGUGCCCACAGCAGUAUUCGAUUCGGUAUCGGUCGUUUCACCUCGGACGCAGAGAUCGAUUACGUUCUGAAGGCUGUCACGGCCCGUGUAGGCUUCCUCCGUGAGCUGAGCCCAUUGUGGGAGCUGGUGCAGGAGGGUAUUGACCUCAACACCAUCGAAUGGAGCCAGCACUAA